AUGUCAGGAAUAUCCAAAGUGCUUUGCCUUCCCGGAUACUUACAAAGUGGAAGUACCCUUGCUCGAAAGUCAUCAGGGUUGCGAAAGAUUCUUUCGAAAAAACUUGGCAUUCAAGUUGAUUAUAUAACGCCAUGCCAUAAAAUCAAAUCCAGGCACGAAUUGAGCUUUCCGUUGGGUUCUACGGAAGAAGAGAGUGACAAAGUGUGGAGUCAAAUUGUUGAGAAUGGAAGCAAUGCUAGAUGGUUCGAUGCUCAAAGUGCAAAUAAUUACAUUGGUUUAGAAGAGUCAAUAAGGUUUGUCGUUGAUCAUAUUGAAAAAAACGGACCAUACGAUGGAAUUAUUGGGUUUUCUCAAGGUGCUGCAAUGGCAGUGAUGAUUACAAAUUGUUUGCAAACGUAUUUGCCCGCACACCCUCCUUUCAAAAUUAGUAUGCCCGUGUCUGGUUUCUGUUUAACUGUACCUAGAAGUGGCGAUCUCAGUGACGAGAAUAAACAGCGGAUUUUGCAGAUUGCCGAUGUUAAUGAGUACGCGGCCGAAGUUGAACUAUCAGACAAAGUAGCCAAGUAUUUGUGUAACUCCAACGGUGACAGCACGGGGAAAUCUUUACCUACCGAAAUUGUUCUUUUAUAUGGAUUGAAUGAUAGCAUCGUGCCACCGAUAAGAUCACAAUAUGUGAAGACCUUAUAUAAUGAGAAACAGGUGCAUGUUUUUGAACACAACGGUGGCCACUUUUUUCCCAACGACAAGCAAAUAGUCCAACCUAUUGCAGAGCUAUUUGAUGUAAAGAUAAAUGGAAAGUUGUAG
Lodderomyces theae is the source of this 804-nucleotide messenger RNA. RefSeq names its product putative serine hydrolase. Gene Ontology annotation, cellular component: nucleus; cytoplasm. The record is from RefSeq and is a predicted model, not a curated record. The coding region runs from base 1 to 804 and encodes 267 amino acids. The transcript has a single exon. NCBI's taxonomy places the organism in Eukaryota, Fungi, Ascomycota, Pichiomycetes, Serinales, Debaryomycetaceae.